Molecule: messenger RNA, 1105 nt
Organism: Juglans microcarpa x Juglans regia
Lineage: Eukaryota; Viridiplantae; Streptophyta; Magnoliopsida; Fagales; Juglandaceae
Product: coiled-coil domain-containing protein 130-like
Biological process (GO): mRNA splicing, via spliceosome
Cellular component (GO): U2-type spliceosomal complex; post-mRNA release spliceosomal complex
Source: RefSeq, a predicted model, not a curated record
UUGUACAGUCAAAUCAUAGCCUCACUCUUUCCGAUCCGAUUUUUCAUUCCGAAUUCCAAUUCGAAGAAGAAAGAAAGGAAGAAGAAGAUCAAGAAGAUGUCUUCACUUGCAGCUGCUAGAGCAGAUAAAUUUUACUAUCCUCCAGAAUGGACCCCAAGCCAGUGUUCCUUGAACAAGUUUCACGGUCAGCAUGCGUUGAGAGAGAGGGCGAGGAAAAUAGACGAAGGCAUUUUGAUUAUAAGUUUUGAGAUGCCCUUUAAUGUAUGGUGUGGUGGCUGCAAUUCUAUGAUUGCAAAGGGUGUAAGGCUCAAUGCGAAUAAAAAGCAAGUGGGAAAUUAUUAUUCUACAAAGAUAUGGAGCUCUACAAUGAAGUCUGCAUGUACAUGUAGACAUGAGAUUGUUAUUCAGACAGAUCCAAAAAAUUGGUAUGUGAUUAUCAGUGGGGCCCAGCGAAAGACCGAGGAGUUUGCAGUGACCUUUGCACUCCCUGCAGAUGAAGAACGGGGUAAACUAUCAGAUCCAUUUUAUUGUCUUGAACAUCAGGAAGAAGAUUUGCAAAAGAAGAAAGAAGCUGAGCCAGUGCUAGUCCGCCUCCAGCGAGUAUCUGAUGCCAGGCAUUCAGAUGACUACGCCCUCAACAAGGCUCUUCGGGCACAACUUAGGGUAUGUUACUGAGCCUAUAUUAGCUCUUCAUCUUCAAGCAGAUAAAGUUGUUCCCUCACUUUCUGAUUUUCUCAGAAUCAAAAGAAGAGAGUCCCUGAAGAAGAGGCUAUUCGAAGGAAAAGCUAGAGGGGCCUUGGCAUACGACUGCUUCCACCAUCUGAAGAAGAUGCAUCUAGUCCAGCCCAUGUGAAGUUUUCUUCCAUGUUUGACAAAAUUAGCUAGGAAGGAUAAGCGAGCAUUGAUCAAUGCAGCUUCAAUCUUCUCUAGUUCAUCUGGGUCUUCCAUGUCCACAAAGAGACAUUUGGGGUUAGAAUCCAAGAGAAGGAAAAUUAAUGCAGCUCUGCUGCAUAUGGCUUUCUUGCUGGGGGAUGAAUAUAAGCCUUCAUGAUCAUGGUCCCAGAGUGCUGUAUUACGUUGCGGAGGCAUGUAGAGGAGAAGUUAA